This is a messenger RNA of Symbiodinium sp. CCMP2592, 2520 nucleotides long. The record is from the annotation of a GenBank genome assembly. NCBI's taxonomy places the organism in Eukaryota, Dinophyceae, Suessiales, Symbiodiniaceae.
AUGCGUUCAUGGCUGCUGCUGGCGGCCUUCUGCGAGGCUGUCAGCGAUGACGCAGCAGCCUCUGGCGCGGCCUCGUACUGGCGGGGCGGCCGGGUGCAGGCAGCAGAGGAACCCAACUCCCCGGCACCGAUCAUCGAAAUCGAAGAUGGUCAGCUGCAAAUCGACUAUCAAGGCGAUGCUCCCGCUCAAGAGUGUCUGGAGUACUACCUUGACAAGCUGAAGGUUGAGGAGCUACAGAACCAGGUUCUCCACGAGAAGCUGGCAGCAUCCACCCGCCAAAGAAGCGGGUCGAUUCGUCCUCGUGGAGUUCUCGUCUUCCUUUUGAUGGAGAACGCGGAUAAGGUGUUGCACAAGGACCUCGCUCUUUCUCUGAGAUGUUUGGCGCGCUUCUUCUGGCGCUAUCCGGUAGUCAUCUUCCACACCAACAGCACGACGGCAUCGGAAAUGGACUGGAUGCGCUCCGUCAUUCCGAAUCACUUGCAUGUGGACUUCGAAGAAGUGGCUCUGGGUUUUCCCGCGUCGCUCGCUGACUUUCCCGGCGGGCCCGACGCUUUUCUACGCCCGCCUUCCUGCAUGCUUGACGGGCAGCACCAGUGGGGCCUGCAGCGCAGCUGUGGCUGCCGCUGCCCAGCUUGGCGACCGCAGUGCUGGCCGCUGAACUGGAUGCAUGCCACGCACUUCUUCACCGCUGGAAUGUUCCGAACACGGACGUUUCAAGAUGGCGGAUAUCAUUAUUUCUUGCGACUUGAUAUUGACCUGUUCUUCGUGGAAGGGCCUGUGCUAGAUCCGUUCCAGCACAUGGCAGACCAUGGUUGCGUUAUGGUCUAUGACCGGCUCUCACGCGAAGCUCCCGGCUGCUUUGAUGAUUUCAACCAUCGCUGUCAGGAGUUCUUGGACAUGAUUGAGUACGACGGUCAACCCGAUGGAGACAUUCUGCAAGUAGGCUAUGGUCCUGCAGCAGCCGGGGGCCAGUGGACUAUCGGCGAUGUACGCUUGUUUACAUCUCCGUCGUACCUUCAAUUCGCGGACUACUUUGCCAGCGGAAUCUACACCCACCGCUGGGCGGACCAGCUGAUCUUACUCCGAGGUGCAGCACUGUUCGGCCCCCGUCCGUGGCCUGCCCCGGCCUUGCCUCAAUGUGGGAACUCUUCGCCGAGCCGUCGAGCAAUGACGCAGGUGGAGCUUGGGCAAGCUCGGGGCUGUGAGGAUGAUCACAAAGACGACGUCGAUGCCGAUGGGAUCCUGCGCGUCCAAGAGCUUGUCGGGCGCAAUGUGAAGCUCCUGCAGGAGCUCAUAUCGGAUGCCACCUCUGAGUCCUUCGCGGAAGGUGACGUCAUUCUGCCUGCUGGUGAACAGGUCGAGAAGAUGUACUUCCUUCGAAGUGGGGAGGCAAGCAUUCAUGUUGACAACGUUCGAGUCGAGCGGAUUCCUAGCGGGUCCAUCUUGGGUCUCGCCGCCAUGUUCGAGAAUCCUCAGCUUCCCGUGGAGAUCCGGGCGGCCGGGCCAUGCCAAUGCCGGGUCAUCUCCCGGAUCAACUUUCACGCGGCGCUGCAGAACUAUCCCGAGGACCUCCUCCACUUGCAAAAUGAGGGGAAUCGGAUGCAGAAGCAGGAUGGCGACCGAUGGAAGCGACUCGGCGCCGUCCAGCGGACCAAGAAGAAGCUGAAGGCCAUCGCCAGCAUGCGCGCUGAGCGGGCAUCGCAAAAAGCUGCCGAAGCUGAUGAUGAGGCAGUCGCUCCGGUCCGGUCCUCGCGCGCGCUGCAGAAGUCUCCCAGAGAUGAGGAGGAGGAUCACUCGAGUUCGAGCCUGGACUUACCUCAGCAAGUCCCACGCCUCCAUGGGGCCACCGCUAGCGCAGAGGGCGCGCAGUCCAUGCCAUUCCCGCCGAGCCUCCGGCCACGGCAAGACGAGGCGAGGCGGAGGGCGAAGGUGCAGAUGAUCCGCGCGCAGUUGCAGCUGCGGGCUCGAGGAGCGAUUCAGCCAUCAGGGAAGCUCGGCAAGCUGAGCAGGUUACGGGCCGGGGAUGAUCCGGAGAAGCCGACAGUAGCCAGCUCUUCUGGGGGCCCGGUCCCCAAGCUGGAGGAUGCCUUGCUCGGUAAGUCCCUGCAGCUACAGGACACGGACUGUGACUCUCCCCUCUACGAGAAGUUCGCAUUUGACUUCGACGACGACGAGCUCUCGCCCCUUUCACCUCUUUCACCUGUGUCUCCGGGAUCCGAGAAGUCGGGAAGCUUAUUUUGGCAGAUCUCAGAGCCAGAUAUGCCAUCUCGAGGGGAGACCGAGCGCCAGAACUCCAAGCAGGGAGUUCUCACGAUGGCAAACCCCUUCGAACGUUCAAUCAGCUCGGACAGACCCACUUCUCGCCGAUUGCGAUCACGAGAAGGAGGAGCAGAGACUACUACAACUCGCUCCAUGCCUCUGGGGCGCUUGGCAGCCAUAAGACAACGUAACUCCGCAAAACUCAGAGGCAUCUUGCCAGGGCUGUCCAGUGCACGGUCCGGAGCAUCCGGAACGACCUGA